This is a messenger RNA of Striga hermonthica, 645 nucleotides long. The record is from the annotation of a GenBank genome assembly. NCBI's taxonomy places the organism in Eukaryota, Viridiplantae, Streptophyta, Magnoliopsida, Lamiales, Orobanchaceae.
AUGGCGCCAACAGCAAUUCUGGUCAUUGCUCUUUCCCUAGCAAUCUCAACUCAAUCAAUUAUUGGUAUGGACAUCCGUUGUGAGGACCUCGAUGAGAGAUCAUGCGCGUUCUCUGUGUCUUCAUCCGGCAAGCGAUGCGUGCUUGAGAGUCGUCUGCGCAUGAGUGGCAUGACUGCAUACACAUGUGGGACCUCCGAGAUCGUGGCCGACAAGAUUAGAAACUUGGUCGAGACCGACGACUGCGUCAGAUCGUGUGGAGUAGACAGGCAGGCACUCGGCAUAUCGUCCGACUCGCUCCUUGACCGCAGGUUUGCCCAGAGCCUAUGCUCGAGAGCGUGCUAUAACAACUGCCCUAACAUCGUCGAUCUCUACUUCAACCUUGCAGCCGGAGAAGGGGUUUUCCUCCCGAGGUUCUGCAAGAUGCGCCAAUCAGGCGCACGCCGCGGCAUGAUCGAGUCCAUUGGGUUUAAAAGCUCUAGGAAUGCGGGCCAAAAGCAGACAUUUGGGCCACAAUCAGCAACAGCUAUUGACGAGGAGGCUUUGGGCCUAGAGUCGGCAUCUCUUAAUGAGGAGGCUUUUGCUCCGGAAUCAAAAUACCUAUACCAAGCCGAUGAUGGGGAAAUCGGCUCUCCUAGCCCAUACUGA